AUGGUCAAAGAAACAAAGCUUUACGAUCAACUGGGCGUCAAGCCCACGGCAUCACAAGACGAAAUCAAAAAGGGCUACCGCAAAGCGGCUUUGAAGUACCACCCCGACAAGAACAAGGACAACCCGGACGCUGCCGAAAAGUUCAAGGAGUGUUCCCAAGCCUAUGAGAUUCUUUCCGACCCCGAGAAGCGCAAGAUCUACGACGACUACGGCCUGGAGUUCCUCCUCCGCGGCGGCGGCGCCCCGCCCCCAGAUGCAGGCGGUGCGAACCCCUUCGCGGGCGCCGGCGCUGGUGGCAUGCCGGGCGGCUUCAACUUUGGAGGUAUGCCUGGCGGCGGCGGCGGCACGCGCUCGUUCCACUUCAGCACCGGUGACGGUGGCAGCAGCGGGUUCCGCUUCAGCAACGCGGAUGACAUCUUUGCAGAGUUCAUGCGCUCCGGCUCCUCUGGCAACAUGGGUGGCGGCGCUGGUGGCGAUGAUUUUGCGGACAUCUUCUCGUCCUUUGGAGGCGGUAUGCCGAGGUCCAGUGGCGGCGGACGGUCGUCACGCAUGCGAAGCACGGGCGGCGGCUUCGACGGGCCGAGGCCGAGGGAGGUCACACCUGAGGUUACGACCGUGGAGAGGCCACUGCCGCUCACGCUUGAGGAGCUGUUCCGCGGCGUGACGAAGAAGAUGAAGAUUAAGCGCAAGACUUUUGACGACAACGGCAAGAGGACGACGACGGACCAGGUGCUCGAGGUGCCUAUCAAGGCCGGUCUGAAGAAGGGCAGCAAGAUCAAGUUCAAGGGUGUCGGUGACCAGGAGGAGGGCGGUCAGCAGGAUCUGCACUUCAUUCUGGAGGAGAAAGCCCACCCGCUAUUCGCCCGCGAGGGUGACGACCUCGUGCACACGGUUGAGCUGGACCUCAAGGAAGCUCUCACCGGCUGGAAGCGCACCGUCACCACCAUCGACGGAAAGCAGCUCAACAUUGAAAAGAACGGCCCCACGCAGCCCGGCAGCACGGAUAAGUACCCUGGUCUUGGCAUGCCCAUCUCCAAGAAGCCCGGCACGAGGGGCGACUUCAUCAUCAAGUACAACGUCAAGUUCCCCACGAGCCUGACGCCGGCGCAGAAGCAGAAGCUGAGAGAAAUUUUGUAA
Colletotrichum karsti is the source of this 1137-nucleotide messenger RNA. RefSeq names its product dnaJ heat shock family protein. The record is from RefSeq and is a predicted model, not a curated record. Gene Ontology annotation, molecular function: protein-folding chaperone binding. Gene Ontology annotation, cellular component: cytosol. Bases 1 to 1137 code for a protein of 378 amino acids. NCBI's taxonomy places the organism in Eukaryota, Fungi, Ascomycota, Sordariomycetes, Glomerellales, Glomerellaceae. The transcript is spliced from 3 exons. Gene Ontology annotation, biological process: translational initiation.